Messenger RNA from Medioppia subpectinata, 1323 nucleotides. The record is from the annotation of a GenBank genome assembly. Lineage: Eukaryota; Metazoa; Arthropoda; Arachnida; Sarcoptiformes; Oppiidae.
AUGUUUGGUCUUCCGACGACUUAUGAGUCAAUCGUCGAGUCGUUUGUCCGACAAUUCCGGCCAAACAAGUCAUGGAAAUGCGAUUACAGUGAAUGCAAUAAGACUUUUGCCACUCAAAGCCGAUUGGAUGCUCACAAACGCCGCAGACAUGCCGUACAAGACAUCACUCCUCGGGAACCGAUUGUUAGCUCAACCGAUGCCAGAGACCAGUCGACGACAGCCGCAGAUGACGGCCAAAAACAGGCAAUGACCACAACAUCUGUCUCACCACUGGUGACCACUUCUAGCCCCGGGAGUCAAUCGCUGGAUAAUAUUAGCGAUGAAGAUUUGGACACUUAUAUGGAAAUCGCGGACACAAUACCGACGGUAAACAUUGGCCAAACACUGCCGCCGAUAAUCAGCACUUCAUUGGCGGACAACAAGCCGUGCCUUAAUUUUAAGGCAAAUACUGGUCACACGUCCGCCGAUAACCCGUUGCCGACUACCGGCCAAACUGUCUUUGAUUUGCCGCCAACUCAUGUGUGCCGUAUCGACGGCUGUGGCCUCGAGUUUGCCAUUGAAUACACACUAAUCGCACACCAGAGGGCUGUCCACAAGACAACGGCUCCCGGCGUUCACUUCGGGUACGACACGAGUGAUGUCGGCGGCGGUAUUGAUAGCGUUGUUAGUUUACGGUCCGGUCGUAAACCCCGUAAACGUAAACCCAAAACGUUUUAUAAGUGCAGCGAAUGUUUGCAAAAGUUUGCCACAAAACCCGAUCUCAAGAAUCACUGGCGGAAUAAAACGGUUCACUCGGCCGGCGGUUCGGCGACGGCUACUGUCGACCACCGGUCGGCCGAGCGAUUCAAACGGCACGGCUGUCCGCACGACGGCUGCGACCAAUCAUUUGCCACUAAAAUGGCGCUUAAAGUUCACCGACGGUACGGCCGUUGGGCCACCGAUAAGCAGUACGGGUGCGACGGCUGUACCAAAUCAUAUAACACCAAACAUAGGCUCGACGAGCAUAGGCUGACUGUCCACUCGUUUAUGGCCACUACAGUAGCCGAUGAUAGACCGGUAGAGCCCACGACUGUCCUACCGGUGCAGUCAACCAUUGACCCAAACAACAGUGAUUCUAACUCUGGUCUCAAAGUGAUGGAUGUGUUGCCGGCGCCCAAAUUCACCGCCCAUACAGUGCCGGUGCGACCGAUCGCUGGACACAAAUCAAAACCUCUCUCAGAUAUAAGUAGUGAUGAAAACAGUUGUCACGAAAUGGACGACAAUCUGCCAAAAGUUGAUCCCAAUAGCUGUCCGUCGGGCGCAUCCGUGCGGCCAAACGUUUGA